Messenger RNA from Parus major (Great Tit), 4787 nucleotides. It is a transcript of the gene GALNT14, whose product is annotated as polypeptide N-acetylgalactosaminyltransferase 14. Bases 172 to 1830 code for a protein of 552 amino acids. The transcript has 15 exons. The record is from RefSeq and is a predicted model, not a curated record. Gene Ontology annotation, cellular component: Golgi apparatus. NCBI's taxonomy places the organism in Eukaryota, Metazoa, Chordata, Aves, Passeriformes, Paridae.
CCUCCCCUCCCCUGCAGAGCAUGUACAGCCCGGGACUCGCUUCGCCGGCUUCGAGGCGGGCGGGCGAGACCCUCCGAGCCGCCAGUCCCGCUCCCGCUGCCCCCCGAGCCGCCCGCGGCUCCCCCCCAGCGCCUCCCGGUGCCCCCGCCGGACUUUUCCCUCCUGCCGAGGAUGAGGCGGCCGACGCGGCGGCUGGCGCUGUCUCUGCUGGGGGUGCUCUGGCUCGCCGCCCUCCUCCUCUUCUUCUUCGGGGCGCGGAGGAAGUUGGAGGCGGCGGAGCCCGAGGGACACACGCCGGAGGAACCAGACGUGGACUGGGACGACCUCUGGGAUCAGUUUGAAGAGCGGAGGUACCUGAGUGCCCGGAGGUGGAAGGGCGGCGAGGACCCGUACCGGCUCCAUGCCUUUAACCAGCGGGAGAGCGAGAGGAUCCCCAGUGACCGCGCUGUCCGCGACACCCGCCAUCACAGGUGUACGACUUUGCACUACAGCCAGGACCUCCCGCCCACCAGCGUGGUCAUCACCUUCCACAACGAGGCCAGGUCCACCCUGCUAAGGACAAUUCGGAGCGUGCUGAACCGCACCCCGGUGCACCUCGUCCAUGAAAUCAUACUCGUGGAUGACUUCAGUGAUGACCCUGAUGACUGCCGUUUGCUGGGCCAGCUCCCCAAGGUGAAGUGCUUGCGGAAUGGACGGCGGGAAGGUCUGAUCCGGUCCCGAAUCCGAGGGGCAGAUGUGGCAAAAGCAGGUGUCCUGACAUUCCUGGACAGUCACUGCGAGGUGAAUAAGGACUGGCUGCUCCCUCUGCUGCAGAGGAUCAAAGAGGAUCCCACCCGAGUGGUCAGUCCUGUUAUUGACAUCAUCAACCUGGACACUUUUGCCUACGUGGCAGCUUCCUCAGACCUCAGAGGAGGUUUUGACUGGAGUCUGCAUUUCAAAUGGGAGCAGCUUUCCCCGGAGCAGAAAGCCAAACGACUUGAUCCCACCGAGCCCAUUAAGACACCCAUCAUUGCUGGGGGGCUGUUUGUGAUCGACAAGGCCUGGUUCAACCACCUGGGGAAGUACGACAGUGCCAUGGACAUCUGGGGUGGGGAGAACUUUGAAAUCUCUUUCCGUGUGUGGAUGUGUGGAGGGAGCCUGGAAAUCAUCCCCUGUAGCCGCGUUGGACACGUCUUUCGGAAGAAACAUCCGUACGUCUUUCCAGAGGGAAAUGCCAAUACAUACAUUAAGAACACCAAGCGCACGGCCGAGGUGUGGAUGGACGAGUUCAAGCAGUACUACUACGCCGCCCGGCCCGCAGCCCAGGGGAGGCCUUUUGGGAACGUCCAGAGCAGAGUGGAGCUGCGGAAGAAGUUGAAAUGUCACAGCUUCAAGUGGUACCUGGAGAACGUUUAUCCUGAACUUCGGAUUCCUGAGGAAUCGCUCUAUCAGACUGGGAUAAUCAGGCAAAGGCAGAGCUGCCUGGAAUCACACAAGUCUGAAGACCAAGAGCUCCCCAUCCUGAGCUUAAAUCCUUGUAACAGCAGCAAGGGCACAGUACCAAAGGCACAGGAAUGGACGUACACGUACAACCACCACGUCCGCCAGCAGCAGCUGUGUUUGUCUGUGUACACCCUCUUCCCUGGUUCCCAGGUGCUGCUGUCACCUUGUAAAGAAGGUGACAACAAGCAGCGCUGGGGCAAGGUCGGGUCCCACAUUGAACACAUAGCUUCACGCUUCUGCUUGGACACGGAGACCAUCGGGGACACGAACGAGAGCAUUAAAGAGCUCGUCAUCAACCCCUGUGAGAGCACAGCCAUGAGCCAGCGCUGGGACAUGGUCAUGUCUUGACCUGCUGCGGGAUGUGCACGGAAGGGACGGCUGAGAUGCACCAGAUGGGGUUCAAAUCCAAACCAUUGGGGGUCCCUGUGCUUUGUGGGACAGGAGGAGAAUCAUUCCAAUAAAAAUGGGACACGGCACUCCAGGUGGAGCAGCGGGUGUUGACCGCCAGGCAUGCAGCUGGUAUUGGCCUGGUGAUGAUCAAGGAGGAGGGAUGGCAGAAAAACAAGUUUGAAAUGUUUUAGAGGGGCACCUGGGCUCCUGCAAUGGGCUGUACAGAACUUCAGCAUGCACAGCAUUGAUUAAUCUCCCUGGAAAUGCAGGUAGAAGAGCCUUCAAUGCCUAAAGGAGACUUGGGCUGGGCAAAACAAGCAUCUCAGUAGUUCUUGUGGGUCGAGGUGGGUGCACAAGGUGGGAUGUGCUAAGGGAUGCGCCAAGGGAUGCUCAGAAACAUCGCCGGAGAUCAAGUGGAAGACACUGAAUUAUUUUUGCACUUUGCUGUGGAUGUUUCUGUCUUCUGCAGACAGCAUGGGUGGAGCUGUGUUGCACAUUUGAAUUGGUACGUGAUCCAUGUCCAUGUUGUGUAUACAGGGGCAGAGCAAUCCUUGAUGGCUGUGGAUCAGAACGGCGAGUGAUGGGGGAAUCCUACUCUGCACUAACUGCACAUGGUGCUUGUUGCAUCUCCAAAGCCCAAGCAAACAGAGGAUUCACUGCGUGAGAUUAAAGGAUAUAAAUUUCUCUCAAGCUGUGAGGAAAGGCAGUAACGUGAUUAUUUCUCCUCUCUGAAGGCCAUGGGUUGCUGAAAACUCCCCUAAAAUUCUGCUAUGGGUCUCUCACUUCUCUGCUUCAGAUCUGGACUAAUUUAAAUAUUUUCACUUUUCUUCCAUAAAAGUAAUAUUUUUGGUAAUUGAAGGUAAUUGUGUCAUAUUUCUGUUUCCCAAUUUCCAAACUACAGAUGAAGGGACUCCCAUAAAGUGCUGCUACUGAUGGAACGGUGAAGGUUUAAUUUUUAAUUAAAUUAGAGACUGCUCCAAGAAAGGAAAAGGGUUAUUACCUGUGCUUGUUUCCCAGUUACCUUGUAGCCCACAAUGUACUGAAGGAAAGGUUUGGGAUUCCCCAUUCAUACCUGCGAGCAGGGCAGCCUGGGCCACGAUGUAACUCUCUCUCAAAGUCACUUGGCAUAGUCAGACCAGGCAGAAAUUAUUUCCUCAGCUUUUGGAGAUAAGUCUUUUACCAGAGAUUGUAUCAGGUGCUGCCACUGUGUGGGAGUGAGGUGACUGCCUGAGGAGAGUAGGACAGACAACCUCAGGAGGGGUCAUAGGAGUAGAAGACUGGAAGGUCCAGCCUGUCUUUCAGGGCAGCUGUCACUACAGCCCCAGGUAACAGGCUGUGCAUCACCAGGAGCUGUGCACACAGCUCUCCUGUAGUAAAGACUGUCAAAGAGACCCUUCACAGGACUGUCAAUGUGACUUGGAAAAAAAAUACACCGUUUCUGUCUAAAAAUGCUAGGAUUCAGUGAAAAUCCUAUCCUUUGUUUCCUGUGCUGCAAACUGCAGGUAAAAUACCAUAAGCUUUAAGUCUUCAAGUGCUCUCAGCAUCCCUUCUUGAAUAAAUUGCUGGCUUUCAGGAUUUUACUGCCUCAGUUUCUCCUCCCUCAGUGCCGGGAGAAAGCCAUGUGUAUAAAUCUUCCCGGCUUUAGAAGCAGAACCAGCAUAGCUCUUUAUGUGCAAAAGGUCACGGUGCAAAAUGCUUUUCAUGUGCUGCAGUGAUUACUAACCUCAUCAGGCUCCCUUGGUGCCAGCCUCAAGGGCUUCUGUUACAAAAGGGCUGGAGAGCUGUCAUUUCAUGGUGGGAGGUGGCGUUGUUUCUGUGCCACCACUCUGCAGGAAACAAAGGGGAGCACUUCAAAUGGAAUGGACCCCUUUCACAAAGGAGGGCAGUGACCUUGGGCUUGUUUUUAAUUGAACAGGGACAUACCACAUCUACUUUUCACAACGGUGAUGACCGGCAAGGGGUAGUAAUUCCCUGUCUAGUGUUUACAAGGGAAAGCAGCUCCCAAGAGCUUGAAGCUUAACAGGUUCACACCUGUACUGUGCCUGCAGCCUGGGACUGCCCAGCAGCUGGCGAUUGGAUUCCAAAAAUUCAAAUUGCUGAACAACUUGGCAUGGGUUUUGAAGGUCAGCACACCUGGCAGGUACACUCUGGGCAGGACCUCAGGCCUAUCUAGCUUUACUGUUUUCCACCAAAGCUGAAAAUCUCCGUUCUCCUGGCAGCCAAAGCUCUCUAAACUGCUCUUUGCCUUAGCAGAAACAGCUACCUCACUACAUAUGUGUGUGUGCUUAGGCACAUGGACCCAUGGGACCUGCAGGGAUGUGUUCUAAGAAGGAAUUGUUUGACCAGCUUUGCAGCUCUCUUGCCUUUUGGGAAACACAAAUGCUAGAGCAAACCCCUCCUGUUCCAAAGCAUGUGCUUAGCGAUCACUGUGAACGUCUCUGGGGACAGUGGGGGGCAGGCAGUGGAGAGAGGGGCAUCAGGCAUGGUGUCCCUUACCAGAGAGCAGCAGCCAACUUCAGCUAAGUCUCUUGCAGGCCCAAAAGUCAGCACAUACCUCACAGACCUGGGGAACAGCAGCACUUGUCAAGCUGGUGAUUUUGUCUCACACAGCCAUCAGCUGUAACCCUUAGGCUACAGCUUAUUUCAUGGUCCAGGAAAUGAGAUUAUCCCUAUGGAUCAGCAGUGUUUUCAGAGAAGCCUGAAAGUAUCAGCCUGACUCCUGGGGAGCUUUAUAUAAAGCUGGCAAUGGUCUGGCAAUCUCCAGAGUUAGCCCCAAUAUGGCAUUUAGCAAAUCUGCUUAACACCCCUGCAGAGAGACCUCGCAUCAUGUCAAGGAAAAGGUUAACUUGCUGCUGAAAUCCAACUCGUACCUUCAGGUUUGUUUCAUUUAUUAAAAUACACUGAAAACAGAUGAA